Molecule: messenger RNA, 1770 nt
Organism: Fulvia fulva
Lineage: Eukaryota; Fungi; Ascomycota; Dothideomycetes; Mycosphaerellales; Mycosphaerellaceae
Product: Alpha-glucosidase
Exons: 1
Coding region: 1-1770 (589 amino acids)
Biological process (GO): oligosaccharide catabolic process
Molecular function (GO): alpha-amylase activity
Source: RefSeq, a predicted model, not a curated record
AUGGCCACAAAGUGGUUCCACAAGAGUAUUGCGUAUCAAAUUUGGCCCGCAUCUUUUAGAGAUUCCAAUGGCGAUGGUGUGGGCGACAUUGAAGGCAUCAUCAGCAAGUUAUCGUAUCUAAAGGAAACACUAUCAAUCGACAUGCUCUGGCUGUCGCCAAUCUACGAUUCCCCGCAGAAAGAUAUGGGCUACGAUGUGUCUGACUAUGAAUCAAUCUACCACAAAUACGGCACACUCGAUGAUUUCGCUCGCUUAGUAAGAGAGUGCAAAGACAGGGGAAUCAGGGUCGUGAUGGACCUGGUAGUCAAUCAUACCAGCGACCAACAUAAGUGGUUCCUGGAAAGCAAGCGAAAUAGAGCGGGUAAAUACGCAGACUUCUAUCACUGGAGAUGUCCCAAGUAUGAUGCUGAAGGCAAGCGACAUCCACCAAACAACUGGAGAACUGGAUCGAGAUAUGGCAAGAGCUGUUGGACGUACGUAGACGAGCGAGAUCAGUAUUAUUUUCACUUCGGGGCGCCGCACCAGCCGAACUUGAAUUGGAGUACGCAUGAGACAAGGGAGGAGAUAUAUGAAAGUGCGGCGGCUUUCUGGCUGAGAAGAGGGGUGGACGGCUUUCGAAUGGACCUGGUCGGAUUCUAUUGGAAAGACUCGAACUUUCCAGAUGCGAAAGUUGUCUAUCCGGACGAGAGGCUGCAGCCAUUAGACGGGCAGUACUGCCACAACGGAAGCGAUGUGCAUGUGUGGUUGAAAGAGUGGAGACGAAAGGUCCAUCAAGACUUUGGGCAAGACAUUGUCUUGAUAGGGGAAUUGCCCGGCACAGGACGGGAUGAGUUCUUGAGGUUCAUUGCGCCAGGUACUGAGGAAUUGGACAUGGCGCUGGACACGGAUAUCUUCAUCACUGGCAACAAUUGGGUCGAUGCACUUUACGAGUUGAAGAAGCCCGAGCUGCCUUUACUGAAAGAUGCAGUGCUCAAAACGCAGAGCAUGUUGGACGAGGGAGCGUGGCCGACUGUAUUCCUCGAAAACCACGACUUUGCCCGGAGUGUAUCUAGAUUUGGCCCUGGAGAUGGGCCGCAUAGAGACGAUGCCGCAAAAAUGUUGGCUCUCAUGGCAUGCACACUCUCAGGAACACUUUUCAUCUAUCAGGGACAGGAGAUUGGCAUGACGAACGUCCCUCCACACUGGAGAAAGUCCGAGUUCAGGGAUAAUGCGGACCUUGACAAUAUCGAGGAUAUCGACGAGAAGAAAGCCCCAGGACUGAGAGAGAAGUCAGAGAAGGCAUUGGUCACUUGGGGAAGGGAUAAUGGGAGAACAUUGAUGCAGUGGUCGGGCGAGACUCACGCUGGAUUCAGCGAAGGUGAGCCCUGGAUCGGGGUCAACGACAACUAUCAGGAAGUCAAUGUUACCAACCAAAUCGAUCGCCAGGAUAGCGUGCUCGCAUUCUGGAAACAUCUCGUGAGAGUUCGAAAGGAUUACUGGGAGUUCCUCGGACGUGGACGAUUUCAACUGCUUGAUAGAGACGAACAGCAGACUAUGUCCUAUAUCAAGACGAACGAUGAGAAGACGGAGCAGUUGCUUGUGGUCUUGAACUUUUCGGCCGACGAAGCGUCGGUGAGCAUUGAUGGGGACCGCUUUAAACUUCUAAUAAGCACGUGUGCAUCGGCUGAGGAGGAGCCGGAGGGCGUAGUCAAGCUGCAGCCGUGGGAGGGCAGACUAUACCAAGGCGCUCCGCCUGAUGAGUCAAAAGCUGGAGGACGACUUCAAGUGUGA